Molecule: messenger RNA, 995 nt
Organism: Caenorhabditis sp. 36 PRJEB53466
Lineage: Eukaryota; Metazoa; Nematoda; Chromadorea; Rhabditida; Rhabditidae
Source: the annotation of a GenBank genome assembly
AUGUCCGACGUUGCCGAGACUGUUGUUGCUCAAGAGCCGGAGGUUGUGAAGCCAAGCGAGGAGCAACCGGCCGAGACUCAGGAGGCUUCCGACGACAUCGUCGUCAUCGAAGAAAAGACCGAGCAGCAGUAAGUUAUUGUCUUCGCCUAUUCGAAUUCUUACCUCGCCUCUUUGUUCGCAUAUCUAGGUCAGAACAAUUGCAAGAGCGAGCCACUUUUUGCAUCCACCUGCGCGCGGGCGUUAAGAGGUGUUUUCACUGGAGGUCACUCCUAAGACGUGAAUAAUGCGAAGGCGGCCACGGGUAGAGGUCGUAACUGUAUUCAUCCAUCUGGAGGGGUUCUCAUCAGUAUGUCACCGUUUGCACAGAGUUGGGAGGUGCCAUAAAGACGGGAGAUGUGGGUGAAAGCAAAUACUGUCGAAGACGGAUGGUGAGCAGAUGGGGGCAACAGUAUGCACUGAUCGAUCCGCUCUUUUACAAAUGCGUAUGGUUGCAGGAACGGUGAGGCCAAGAGCGAGGAAUCGGAAGAUGCUGUCGCUGAGGAGAAGGACGAGGCUGAGGCCGCCGAGGAAGAGGAGAAGGCUGAGAACGGAGAAGCCAAGGACACCAAUGGAAACGUAAGCGCGAAUGGUUGAUUAGAGGUGACAAAUCGUGUUUUUUGCAGGACCGUAAGCGUGUCUCCAGCGCUCACGACGAGGCCGUCGACGAGGAAGACGAGGAGGAUGCUCCAUCGGUCAAGAAGACCAAGGUCGACGACGAGGUAAGCUUGCGGCAAAGGGUACUAAUUAGGGAUUCUUAGAAGAUACGGAUAGGCGCAUGCGGCUUAGUAAUAAUUAUGGGAUGCAUCAAGAUAGAGCAUUCAGAGAGCGUGGAUGUGUGCGAGUAAUGAUGAAUUCUUCAUCACUCAAUUCAUCUUGCGGGCCUGUUCAUAAUUCGCGUUUAUUUGCAGGUCGAUGUCGCUGCUACUGGAGACGCUCCAGCUGUCGCCGCCGAGUAA